Messenger RNA from Pipistrellus nathusii (Nathusius's pipistrelle), 2607 nucleotides. NCBI's taxonomy places the organism in Eukaryota, Metazoa, Chordata, Mammalia, Chiroptera, Vespertilionidae. The record is from the annotation of a GenBank genome assembly.
AUGCACCUAACGAGUAGUGCUCAUUGGACCGCCGGAGUACGGGGAGGGGGACUAGGAAAGGUGGGAGCUGCUCUGUGUGAAGGAGCUACUGCCGGUGUCAUGGCGGAGCUGAGUGAGGAGGCGCUGCUGUCAGUAUUACCGACGAUCCGGGUCCCUAAGGCUGGAGACCGGGUCCACAAAGACGAGUGCGCCUUCUCCUUCGACACACCGGAGUCUGAGGGUGGCCUCUACAUUUGCAUGAACACAUUCCUGGGUUUCGGGAAACAGUAUGUGGAGAGACAUUUCAACAAGACGGGCCAGCGCGUCUACCUGCACCUCCGGCGGACCCGGCGCCCGAAAGAGGAGGACGCCACUGCAGGCACUGGAGACCCCCCACGGAAGAAGCCCACCCGGCUUGCUAUUGGUGUCGAAGGCGGGUUUGACAUCAACGAGGACAAGUUUGAGUACGAUGAGGAUGUGAAGAUUGUCAUUUUGCCGGAUUACUUGGAGAUUGCCCGGGAUGGGUUGGGGGGACUGCCUGAGUUUGUCAGAGAUCGGGUGACCAGUGCAGUGGAGGCUCUACUGUCGGCCGACUCGGCCUCCCGCAAGCAGGAGAUCCAGGCCUGGGAUGGGGAAGUGCGGCAGGUGUCUAAGCAUGCCUUCAACCUCAAGCAGCUGGACAACCCUGCUCGAAUCCCUCCCUGUGGCUGGAAGUGCUCCAAGUGUGACAUGAGAGAAAACUUGUGGCUCAACCUGACGGAUGGCUCCAUCCUCUGCGGCCGACGCUACUUCGACGGCAGUGGGGGCAACAACCACGCAGCGGAGCACUACCGGGAGACAGGCUACCCGCUGGCUGUCAAGCUGGGCACCAUCACCCCCGACGGCGCCGAUGUGUUCUCGUAUGAUGAGGACGACAUGGUCCUGGACCCCAACCUGGCUGAGCACCUGUCCCACUUUGGCAUCAACAUGCUGAGGAUGCAAAAGACGGACAAGACGAUGACCGAGCUGGAGAUAGAUAUGAACCAGCGCAUUGGCGAAUGGGAGCUGAUCCAGGAGUCGGGUGUGUCACUGAAGCCCCUGUUCGGGCCCGGCUACACCGGCAUCCGAAACCUGGGUAACAGCUGCUACCUCAACUCAGUGGUCCAGGUGCUCUUCAGCAUCCCCGACUUCCAGAGGAAGUACGUGGAUAAGCUGGAGAAGAUCUUCCAGAACGCCCCGACAGACCCGACCCAGGACUUCAGCACCCAGGUGGCCAAGCUGGGCCAUGGUCUUCUCUCUGGAGAGUAUUCCAAGCUGGCCCCGGAGUCCGGCAAUGGGGAGCAAGUGUCAGAACACAAGGAAGUUCAAGAUGGCAUUGCCCCUCGAAUGUUCAAGGCCCUCAUUGGCAAGGGUCACCCUGAGUUCUCCACCAACCGACAGCAGGAUGCCCAAGAGUUCUUCCUUCACCUGAUCAACAUGGUGGAGAGGAAUUGCCGGAGUUCUGAAAAUCCUAACGAGGUGUUCCGCUUCUUGGUGGAGGAAAAAAUCAAGUGCCUGGCCACAGAGAAGGUGAAGUACACGCAGAGAGUGGACUACAUCAUGCAGCUGCCUGUGCCCAUGGACGCGGCCCUUAACAAAGAGGAGCUUCUGGAGUAUGAGGAGAAGAAGCGGCAAGCCGAGGAGGAGAAGCUGCCACUGCCGGAGCUGGUUCGGGCCCAGGUGCCCUUCAGCUCCUGCCUGGAGGCCUACGGGGCCCCCGAGCAGGUGGACGACUUCUGGAGCACCGCUCUGCAGGCCAAGUCAGUAGCUGUCAAGACCACACGAUUUGCCUCAUUCCCUGACUACCUGGUCAUCCAGAUCAAGAAGUUCACCUUCGGCUUAGACUGGGUACCCAAGAAACUGGAUGUGUCCAUCGAGAUGCCAGAUGAGCUAGACAUCUCCCAGUUGAGGGGUACAGGGCUGCAGCCUGGAGAGGAGGAGCUGCCUGACAUUGCCCCACCCCUGGUCACUCCGGAUGAGCCCAAAGCCCCCAUGUUGGAUGAGUCGGUCAUCAUCCAGCUGGUGGAGAUGGGCUUCCCGAUGGAUGCCUGCCGCAAAGCUGUCUACUACACCGGCAACAGCGGCGCCGAGGCCGCCAUGAACUGGGUCAUGUCUCACAUGGAUGAUCCAGAUUUUGCAAACCCCCUCAUCCUGCCUGGCUCCAGCGGGCCUGGCUCCACCAGUGCGGCUGCGGACCCCCCGCCGGAGGAGGGCGUGACCACCAUCGUCUCCAUGGGCUUCUCCCGGGACCAGGCCCUCAAAGCUCUGCGGGCCACGAACAAUAGUUUAGAACGGGCUGUGGACUGGAUCUUCAGCCACAUUGACGACCUAGACGCAGAAGCUGCCAUGGACAUCUCGGAGGGCCGCUCAGCUGCCGACUCCAUCUCUGAGUCUGUGCCGGUGGGACCUAAAGUCCGGGAUGGUUCUGGAAAGUACCAGCUCUUUGCCUUCAUCAGUCACAUGGGCACCUCCACCAUGUGUGGGCACUACGUCUGCCACAUCAAGAAGGAAGGCAGAUGGGUGAUCUACAAUGACCAGAAAGUGUGUGCCUCUGAGAAGCCACCUAAGGACCUGGGCUACAUCUACUUCUACCAGAGAAUGGCCAGCUAA